UCGUAGGAUUUAGCAUCAUUCAGCCAGUCACUGUUCGUACAACAUACGAACGGCAUUCGCGUCGCGCGCAGCCAACAUAUUUCCCGCCGCAAAUUUAAAACAGCGUAUUCUAAAUUCAAAGUUCCUUGCUAGCUAUUAUAAUAUUAUUGCGUAAAAUUUAUAUAAUGCCUAAAAAGAAAUAAUUUUAAUUUAUUUAUCAGUAAAUAUUGUUGUAUUUUUGCGAAUUUUCUGGAACAUGUGCAAAACUGUGAAAUCGUAUAAAUGAAAUCGAGGACUGCGAAAGUGCCGUUUUCGUAAAUAAAAUUUCUGUGAUACAUUGCUGUGACAAUUUAACUAGUGUGUGACUUGACUUUUUAUUGUUAUAUCGUUUCGUGAAAUUGUAUUUCGCGAAACAUUUAAAUAAAUAUUCUUUAUGUUAGGUCCAUAUAUGAAGUGUCAACAUUUCUACCCCAAACAUUAUGAUUUACAAAUGGAUAUUAUGAUAAGAGUGAAGUGUUGUCAAGAAACUAAAAAUCCAAAGUGACGAAGUGCCCUGUAGGUGUCUGUAGUGCUACGUUCCGUAUUUUGUCCUAUUCUUAUAUACUUCCUUUAGAAUUUUCAAAAUGUCAGACAAAACCACGUCGUCGGUAGGCCCAAGGAGCUUCGAAACUAUUUCAGAAGAGGACUUUGGUUCGCCGUUUGAAAAGUUGCUGGGAGAUGUGAAACCACCUGUUCCUACUGUGAUCAAAACGAAUACGUCGAAUGCGAUAGUAUCCAAAGACGAGGUAUCGUCACAUCCUCGUGUUAUGGAUCUUGAGGCUAGCAAGUUAACGAGGUCCAAGAGUUGGAGAGACCAGCGGAGAAGCAGUAGCAACGGUCUUCUCAGCUCUAUCCCUCGGCAGUUAAGGCUUUCUCUUCGAGGAGUUCGCAGCGAACCAUCCAGUGUAAAGGACGUGCCAACGACCAGAAAUGAUAGCUCCCUCAAUCUCCUUCUUAGAUACCGUCAAGCCCGUUAUGCAGCUCGUCGUGUUAGAAAGCGUGUCAUCUUCAAGCACGGAGACUGCAACGUCGUCCAAUGGAACGUGGCAAAGCGCAGGCGCCGAUACCUUCAGGACAUCUUCACGACCCUUGUGGACGCUCAGUGGCGCUGGACGCUGCUCGUGUUCGCUCUCUCCUUCAUCCUCUCCUGGCUUUUAUUUGCCUUAAUCUGGUGGCUUAUUAUUUUCACACACGGUGACCUUACUCCCCAAACCGGUUCCAAUGUUACCUUCGUUCCAUGUCUUAAUAACGUCAAUACCUUCACCGGAUGCUUCCUAUUCUCCGUCGAAACUCAACACACUAUAGGCUACGGUUCCAGAACCACCAACGAAGAAUGCCCGGAAGCUAUUUUUGUUAUGUGCAUUCAGAGCAUAGUCGGAGUCUUUAUUCAAGCUUUUAUGGUGGGUCUAAUAUUCGCGAAGCUGGCUCGAGCCAAAAAGCGUAACACCACGCUCCUAUUCUCAAGGAACGCGGUGAUAUGUUUAAGAGACGGAGAAUUCUGCCUUCUAUUCCGCGUCGGUGAUAUACGCAAGUCACAUAUACUCGAAGCUCACGUCCGUGCCCAGAUUAUACGCAAAAAGACAACCAGAGAGGGCGAAAUACUGCCAUUCUACCAGCAAGAGUUGAAGGUGGGGGCUGAUGGCGAAGAAGACAGACUAAUGUUUAUUUGGCCGAUGACUAUUGUUCACAAGAUCAACGAGAAAUCACCACUGUACAACCUAUCCGCCUCAGAUAUGCUAAGGGAGAGAUUUGAAAUUGUUGUUAUGUUAGAGGGUGUAAUCGAGUCAACGGGAAUGACUACGCAAGCACGUAGUAGCUUUUUACCAUCUGAAAUUUUAUGGGGCCACCGUUUCGAAACCAUGGUGACAUUCAGAAAAGACACCGGAGAGUAUGAGGUGGACUAUACCAGAUUCAAUAACACCUACGAAGUAGAUACUCCUUUGUGUUCAGCAAAACAACUUGACGAGCUACGGGCGACAGUUUCCACGUCACAAAAACUAGAUCGCAUGUUGGGAACCAUACCGAAAACAUUCUCCAACGACACAUUAGAUCUCAGCUCCGUUGAUUCCAUGUCCCUCGACGAGCAUAUCGAAAUCAAGAUACCCGAAGCCCGAGCUCAAGAAAAUAGACUGAUGGCGCAAAAUAAUUUCGUUCAACAUAUAAACGAGAAGUCGAGAAACCCCAGUCACACACAUUUAGCAGUAGAGAACGGCCCUGAGUCGUUGCCCAAAAACCAUAGCCAUAUGGCGGUCGGUGAUACAAAAUAUACGGAUCCGAGGGAGGCCCAUAUGCAUAGGAGUCACAGUCACGCUAGUAUGAAGAAAGUACACGGCCUUACCCCUAACGGGAUUGGACACGCGGUUAAUGGUCACAAUGAACAUAAAAUCGAUGAACGGAAUAAAAUAAAAAAAUCGCCAAGUACAAACUACAUAGAAGAGAAGACACCGGUGAUCCCUAUUCUGGUGACGAGUCCCGACUCGGAGGCCUGACGGCCGCUGCGCGAACACAACUCGACCGCGCGCCACGCACACAAACACAAAUACAACGUACGUUUCACGGGCGGCGGCGAGAGUACAGAGAACAUACGCGUUGAAUUAGAUGAAUUGUAGAAAAUAAGGAACCUUCCACACGGGCCGCGUGCAACGUGUCUCGUCGAUGAUACUUGAGCUUAGGGCUAUGUUACACUAUCAAAUACAUAUACAUACAGGUAAAUUUUUAUUACUGAUUAGACAGUUGACAAUACGUUAAACUAUUAUAGAAAUGUUAUAUGUAUUCACAGACAUACUUUUAUAUUAUAUAUUGACUAAAAUGUAAAAAAUGUCACAGAUUGUAUGAAAGCUCCCUUUUAAGAGCAAACCUCUUCAAUACUUUUAAAUGCCGUCUGUAAUGUUAUUGUUGUAUAUUCUAUAAAGAUGUAAAGUACCUGUAACAUAUGUUUUAAUUCAUAUCCUAAUUAAAUCAAUUAAUCAAUUUAUUAAGCUAAUGAGGUACUUACAAUAUUAAUAAAAAUAAUGUCUCCACUCUUUAUAAUAUAUAUACAUUUUAAUCUAUUUUUUUUUGUUUGAUAGUGUAAUAUGCCUUUUAGUUAUAUAAAGUAUGUAGGUAAUACUUAGUUGUACAGUCAGCAAACAAAGUAAUUAUAAGAUUAUUAUUAUUUUAUAGUAGAAUUAAGGAGAAUUUUGAAAUGAUGUAAGUCUGAUAUCUGCAAAAAAUUUUGCCAAUACAAUUUGAAUAGUUUAAUAAACUUCGUGGAUGCUUGAAUAUCGCAGUAUUUAGAAUUUUGACGGAAAAAAUGCAUGAUUUUUCGAUUUAUCACGAAAUGUCAGUAAUGUUUUUUAUUUCCCUUUAAAAUUCUUUAUAUCGAAUUAUUAAAUUAAUUAUCAAAUAUUCUAUUAAAUUAAAUCAGCUUCAUUUUGAAGGAUAAAGUUUCAAUGCAAACACAGAAGAGGUAUAACACUUUAUUACUCAAUAAUCUGGUGCUACAGGCGGCACAGUAUAUUCUGUGAUAUUCAUAUCUAGAGACAAGUGCUAACACUUUUCAUAAGGCAGGCAGAAUGCCUACUUGUUUAUCAUGGUCUAGUAAUAAAAAAAAAACUUAAUGUGUGUUUAAUCAUUGAUUCCGAGCGCCCUAUUUUUUAUCUAUUUAAUAUAUUAUACUUAGUAUAAUUUUUGAGCUAAAAUUAAAUAUUGCAAAUUUUUUUAAUCACUAAUGUAGCUGAGUUUGCUUAUUUAAUCACCACGAGGAGAAAUAAAGGAGAAUAUUAGAAUAAAAACAGACUGCUGUAAUGUAAAAAGAAAAGAUAUUUUAAUAUAACGCUUUUAAAGCAAUGUAUUUAUACCAAAACGUAUUACCUACUUUAAUGGAUUAAAAAUUAGUUAGUAGGUAAUUUAUCGGUGCCUUUGUUUCGAAAAAGAAAUUUAAAAAACCGUACGUAUUUUCCUUAAUCUAUGGAAUUUUUAAAUUCGAAUCUUUAAAUUCGACAGUUCAUAGACAACCGACUUUUUUAAUCUUUUUUUUAUUAAAUCCUCUUUCUUAUUUUUCUACUUCAUCUAUAUCAGCGACAAACGUGUACCAGAUAGGGUUGUAUUUAGACCAAGUAUUUAUUUAGUUAUUUUUUAAAAUUCUAGAUGAAAUUGGCUUAAUGCUUAUUGAUCAUAAUCACAUUAUAAGUAUUGUUGUUACUUAUAUCAAGGUUCAAAAUUUUUACGUAGAGAAUAUCUGUCUUUUUAAAAAAAAUCCAAUAAAAUGUUCUUUUCAUACUAUAAUAUCAAGUUGUAAGGCGCCGUACGCCGUAUCAUGUAAUUAUAAUUAGAGCUUUUAAAAAAGGUCAUAAACAAAUUCAAUACAAAUAAAUAUAUUGAAAUACUAAUUGAAGCUUCCAUAAUAAAAAAAAAAACAGUAGUCAAGGUAAAGUCUAACUGUUUACAAAUAGAGCUGUUAUAUCUUAAAUAUUUGAAUAGGUAAUUAGAAAAUAUUUUUGUCAUCACUAUUUUAUUUAUAUAUAUAUUAAAAAAAAAUUUAAGGCCCCUAUGCACGAGUCAAAGAGGUAACGUAUUUAAUUGCUUCUUGAAGAUAACAGGCUUCUUAUUGGUAAUCGAGUUUUGAAUAUUAAUAAAGUUGUUGUAACAUUAAAAAUCCUCAAAGAGUAUUACGGUCGCAAUUCAAUAUUCAAUAAUAUGAUUUAAAUAACGUGCGAUAUAAAUCUAUAUUGUAAUUAUUUACGUGUUUUAAACCGACUUCAAAAAGAAAGAGAUCUUAAUUCGGUUCUAUUUUUUUUUGUUUGUUACCUCGUAAAUCUGUUAAAAGAUAUACUUUAUAUAGAAAUCUUAUCAAGAUCAACUCAGUAGUUCAAUUAUGAAAACAAAAUAACUAAUUUUACCACAAAUAAAGACAUUGUGUGUGGAACACAAUCUUAAAUUAUGAAUAACUAUAACACAAUACGAUUUGGGAUAUUUAUUAUCGGGCAUCUAGUUUACAGCUAAUCUUUAUACAUCUAAUCUUUAACACAUAUAUGUACUUAUUAAAAGAGGUGCUUAAAUUAUUACUUUGGAUAAGAUCCAAAAAAAAUGCUAAAUAAUCUGUUAUUGAACCAACUACGUAAAUGUGUUGUGAAAAUAACUAGUAUAAGAGGAGGAAUAUAUGUAAUAUGAAAUGUGAUACAGCACACCGCAAGUGUUAAUAUUAUGCAAUAAGAAGCGAUUCAAAUAUCGCUUUAUAUUGUCACCUGUCUAUAUUUCUAGAUUAAUAUAAAAAUUAAAAUAUGUAUCAUAUAUAUAAUCAUAUAUCAUAUAUUUAAUGUAAACUUUUCAAAUUUAUUCAUUCUAUUAAUAAAAUCAGAUAUUCUUUUUAAUUAAAACUAAAUAAUGUUUGUGAUACAAGUCGAAUUUUUCCGAAUCAGUUCUGAUUAGGGCAAGGACAAGGAUUUUCUUUGAUUCUCUUAUAUGUUUAUGACCGUUUACCAUCAGACGGGCUGUAUGCUUGUUUGCCACCUUUGUAGUAUAAAAAAAGGAUCAAUUACAACUGGAAUCCUUAUAUAAGUCAUCAUAUUAUUUUUUUUACAUAAGAUAUCUUUUAAAAAUGGUGCUUUGGGUACCCAGUCUGGGUAUUAUAUAUUAUAAUAAUAGAAGUUAUGAGCUCAAUCAUUGCCCACUGCUGGACAUAUAUCUCAUAAAGCGCACAAAAUAAUAUAAACAUAAAUUUUAUUACAAUGUAGUCUCCAUUCCACUCAUUUCGGUGUGCUGAAUUACUUCGUAUUUAUGAGCAAAAAGGGACGGAGUCUGUGUGCCUAAUCUAUAUAUAUAUAUUCAAAAAUAUAAUUAGAUGUUACCUACUAUAUUUGGCUUUUACAAAAUUCGGCAAAUGACAAUAUUAGUAAUUUAUAUAAAUUAAUAUUUAUACUUAUAUGUAGAUAGAUAGAUAUUCUUGUUUUCUCCAAAGGAUUACAAUAGUAAACUUAUUAUAAAUAUAAACAAUUACAAGAAAUAAUCACAAUGAGAAAACAAUGGGCGAUCUUAUCGCUAAAAGCGAUUCCAGGCAACCUUUGGAUGGAGAGGAGUAAUUAUGUAGGUAGUUUAAUAUACAAAUGAAUGUUAGUGUUACUAACGCCUGCGAUAGAACUACUUGUCACGUAGUGGAAAAUUUAUAUAUUAGAAUUUAUAAAGGUCUUUUUACACAUACAUAUCUAUACAUGUACAGAUUGUAAUAAAGAUGUACCUAAUAGAAAGAAAGCCAGCGAUAGUGUUAUCAGAUAUAUGUAACCAAAUGAACCUUCUCAAACAACUAAAAUAUAAGAUUGGAAUGUAAAAAAAAAUCCGUAUCUAAAUAUUUAUCAUAUACCUCGGCAUAGGACUGGGCCUGACGUAAAGGCCUAAGUCCUUGGCUAGAUUAUUCUAUUUUUUUAUACAAUAUUAUCGCUGGAUCUAGUAUUACAGUAAUUAUAGGACAAUAUACUUACUACGCCUUAUUAUACAGAUAAAAAUAAAUAUACGAGUAUAAACGUUUAAACGGCAGUUACAAAAUAAUUAUGUUAAAGGUACAAAAAGUACGUAAUUAAUGAUCAUGUAUACUAAUUGGCAUGUGUUAUUUUUUUUUUAUUUGCCUUAAACCGGUCAUUUGAGGUCAAAUAAGAAAAAUAAUUGUAAGUAUUCGAUUUGUGAUUAUAUCUAAUGAAAAUUAAGUAGGUAUUAUGUAAAAAGAAAUGUCAAGACGCUUAAAUUAUUUAUUAAUUUAACUUAACGGUAUUGCAUGUACGUAGGUGCCCUUUUUGUUCCUAAUAAUUGUUAUACAAAAUAAAGAAAUGGGAUAUUUUUUUACGGUUUCGAAUUUAUUAAUUGUAACUUUUGAUUAGAAAUAUUGUAAUAAUCAUUGAACUCUAUUAGUGUUUCUAUUUCGAACAGUAUCGAUGACUUACAUUGUUACUGUAACCUAUCUUUUGGGGAGGGGGGAGAGGUAUUGUUUGUAUAGUCUAACAGAGAGUCAGACUAAAUGAGAAUGUAACUAAGUUUUGUUUAAAUUGUCACAGAAUACUCUCUAAAUGAAAUUAGCAAACAUUCAAUUAAUCAAGUUUUUAUUUGUACUAUUGAACAUGUGUCUUAUUGUUAAGACAAUUAUUUGAUUUUUUUUUUUCAUAUUCAUUAUUUUUUUGAAAUAGGAUGUAGUAAUCAAUGCCUACAUGUGUAUGUAAGUACAUAACCUUCCCUAGCCACGCCAAUGCUAUUAAGGCAGCUCUCAAGCAGUCUAUAUAUCUGUUGUUGAUACUAAAUCAUGUACAUCUAGAUGGAGUAUCGAAUUUAAAAAAAAGUUCUUAAAACUGUAAAUUAUUAAUGAUUGACCUAAAAGCGCACCACUUUAAAAAAGUUCAUUUUGUCGAAUUGUACGAAGAUACUCUAUCUAGAAAUUAUUGAUCUAGAAUAAUAGUAUAUUAUGUUACUUACUCAGUUAUAUAUUUAAUAAAUUAAAAACUGCAUGUUAUCUUGACGAUAGUCCAAGGUGGGGGCCUCAAGUGGCGCGGGCGCUGCUAUUGACAUUAGUCCAAUUUAUUAUAAUAAUUAUAUUAUGCUGAUAGACUCAGACAAAAUACAUUAUACAUAUAUAUUAUUC
Messenger RNA from Galleria mellonella (greater wax moth), 7618 nucleotides. RefSeq names its product G protein-activated inward rectifier potassium channel 3-like. Gene Ontology annotation, cellular component: plasma membrane. NCBI's taxonomy places the organism in Eukaryota, Metazoa, Arthropoda, Insecta, Lepidoptera, Pyralidae. The record is from RefSeq and is a predicted model, not a curated record. The coding region runs from base 603 to 2507 and encodes 634 amino acids. Gene Ontology annotation, molecular function: inward rectifier potassium channel activity. The transcript has 9 exons. Gene Ontology annotation, biological process: potassium ion import across plasma membrane; regulation of monoatomic ion transmembrane transport.